AUAGCAACUGUAACAAAACACCAGAAACCCAGCAAUGCGGUUAAUCAUCCUGGACGACGCCAACGUGGUGGCGGACUGGGCCGCGCGGUUCGUGCUGCAGCGCAUCUCCGAGUUCCAGCCCGGUCCCGGGCGGCACUUCGUGCUGGGCCUGCCCACGGGCGGCACACCGCUGGGCAUGUACCGGCGGCUUAUCGACUUCUAUAAGGAGGGCCGGCUGUCCUUCAAAUACGUCACUACGUUCAACAUGGACGAGUACGUCGGCUUGCCCCGCGACCACCCUGAAUCGUACCACUACUACAUGUGGAACGAGUUCUUCAAACACAUCGACAUCGAGCCCGGCAACGCGCAUGUGCUGGACGGCAACGCGCCGGACCUGGCCGCCGAGUGCCGCCGCUACGAGGAGCUGAUCGCGGCCGCGGGCGGCGUGCAUCUUUUUAUCGGAGGAAUCGGUCCGGACGGGCACAUCGCGUUCAACGAGCCGGGCUCCUCGCUGGUGUCUCGCACCCGAGUCAAGACUCUCGCCUACGACACGCUGGAAGCCAACAAGCGGUUCUUCGGCGGCGACAUCUCGCAGGUGCCGCGGCAGGCGCUCACCGUCGGCGUGGGGACCGUCAUGGACGCCAAGGAGGUGAUGAUCCUGAUCACGGGCGUGCACAAGGCGCUGGCGCUGUCCCGCGCCGUCGAAGAGGGCGUCAACCACAUGUGGACCGUCUCCGCCUUCCAGCAGCACCCUCAGACGCUGCUCAUAGCCGACGAAGACGCCACGCUGGAGCUGCGGGUUAAGACCGUCAAGUACUUCAAGGCGCUGAGCGAGGAGCACCAGCGGCUGAUCGCCGAGCUGCCCGUCGACAAGCAGAGCGUGCUGCACUAGCGGGCCCCGACCGGCCGGCGAGACACUCACGAGCCAGGACAGACACUCUAACAGACAACAUAUCAUGAAAGGAAAAACUUCACUCCUAAACUAUCUGAUCAACGGACAAACAAACAGAUACCGUAAAGGGCAGUGAAACCUCACGUCUUUAUGAUGAGUUUAAAUCGACAAUUACUAAAAUUUUGAAGGCAAAACAAUGUAUUGAAUGGUAUAUGUAUGUAGAUGAUAGGGACGCUGGAGGAAGCUUCUGUUUGGUCUGGCUUUGUCCUUGCCUACAUUCCAAAAUGAAAUUUGUUGUUUUCUUAAGUGAUUGCUCUGUUUCUUCAGUAAAUUGCAUGCCUCUGCCCAACACACUGUGGUAAUAGAUGCCUCAGACUCAUAUUAUUAAGUGUGCAGCUUUCUCGUCCGGUUUUUGCGCUCUUAUACCAUUCUGUUUGGGUUUAAAAUAAUAUACAUAUGUUGAGCUUUCGUUUGGAUAUGCAACAUUUAUGUUUUUAAUUUUUUUUUUGUAAACAUACAUAUCGACUUAGGUACCUAGGUACUAUUUUAUAACAGAUUCCAGAUAUUAUAACAACAACCGUCUGAGAGGUCAUCAGUAUAAGCUGAUGUCCCGCAGGUCCUACAAUAAUCCUCAUAGACACUUCUUCAGCAACAGAGUGGUCAAAGCUUGGAACAAACUCCCAGAGGACGUAGUAUCGGCCCAAAGUGUCAAUGAAUUUAAGAAUAAACUAGACAAGCACAAUGCAAACUCUACUCAACACUGAAAACUCGAUUGAUGGCUCUAGAUACAGGCAUUAUCAGUUAUUUCAACUGCCUGCCUGCUUCACAAAUAAUAAUAAUAAUAAUAUCCCCGCAGGGCAG
Cydia fagiglandana is the source of this 1732-nucleotide messenger RNA. RefSeq names its product glucosamine-6-phosphate isomerase (gene Oscillin). Gene Ontology annotation, molecular function: glucosamine-6-phosphate deaminase activity; identical protein binding. Gene Ontology annotation, biological process: N-acetylglucosamine catabolic process; N-acetylneuraminate catabolic process; carbohydrate metabolic process. The coding region runs from base 35 to 871 and encodes 278 amino acids. Lineage: Eukaryota; Metazoa; Arthropoda; Insecta; Lepidoptera; Tortricidae. The transcript is spliced from 5 exons. Gene Ontology annotation, cellular component: cytoplasm. The record is from RefSeq and is a predicted model, not a curated record.